Molecule: messenger RNA, 1150 nt
Organism: Heteronotia binoei (common prickly gecko)
Lineage: Eukaryota; Metazoa; Chordata; Lepidosauria; Squamata; Gekkonidae
Product: zinc finger protein 561-like
Exons: 7
Coding region: 118-612 (164 amino acids)
Biological process (GO): regulation of DNA-templated transcription
Source: RefSeq, a predicted model, not a curated record
CUUGACUCCUGCUUUGUUGAAUUGCCAAAAGAGAGGAAGAGCUUCAGAUCCACAAGAGCAGCUUUGCAGCCGGAUCCUGGGAAGUUUUACUUGCAAAGGUGGGAGCCAUCUGUGCAGAUGGAAGUGAAGUUUUCUGAGGAGGACAGCUGUCCUUUGGAGGAAGAGCAGAAGGCCCAGGCCCAGAAGUGUGCCCAGGAUGGCCUCUCAUGUGGCAAUAAAGAGAAGGUGUCGAGCUGUCGUCUUUGUGGAGGAGUGGAAACGGCUGCUGUCCCGGCAGACCAGUCUCCAGCUUCCUUUGAGGAUGUGGCCGUGUAUUUCACCGAGGCAGAGUGGGCCCUGCUGGAUCUGGGCCAAAGAGAACUCUAUAUGGAAGUCAUGCUGGACAACUAUGAGAACGUGGCCUCUCUAGAGGUUACAGGUGUAGUUCCUGCUAAAGAGACUAAAAUGGAGCAAGACGAAGGGCUGGAGAGUUUCUCAGGAAGAUCUCAACAAAAUAUUUCCUUCCCAAAUGAGCCAGCUGAAAAUCAGCUUGCAGCCCAACUGCAAGGUGACCCAAGGAAUAUAAAACCUCAAGGGGCCGUUGGUCAACAGAUGGAAGGGAGUAUGAUCUGAAGGUUUAAAUGUGAGUUCCAACUUGUUACGACUAAUCUCCAAACUACAGAAAUUAGUUCCUGGAAUUUUGCUUGCACAGAAAGGCUUGCACUUCAGGAGGUGCCUACGAAAUCAGACUUGAUUGGCAAGAUAAUGGAAGCUGCGGAGAUGGGCUAUUUAUCCCAAAUACUAGUGGGGAAAUCAGAAGAAAAAGCAAAGAAAUACUGGGGAAAAGUUGUAUGUGUGGUUAGAUACUUAAAAAUUCUAUGGAGUGAAUUUUUGAUCUCCAGCUCCUAUCAUAGAUAUUCUAAAAUGCUGUAAGUGUUAGAAAUAUAAUUAAAACACGAUGGUUUAUAGGAGAACUUUACAGUCCUUACUAUAUGUUUUAUAAUUUGAGAAGUUAUGUGACAUAAUUGAUUAUACUGCAUACAAUCAUACUUUAUGUUAUGGAUUAUGUUCAUUCAGGAUGGGCUGAUAUCGUAUUGUAAAUGAGAAAUGUGUUUUUUUAACUCCCCCUUCUUCCCACCCUUCCUCUUUUCCCUUUAAAAUCUAAUAAAAA